Molecule: messenger RNA, 5057 nt
Organism: Stegostoma tigrinum
Lineage: Eukaryota; Metazoa; Chordata; Chondrichthyes; Orectolobiformes; Stegostomatidae
Gene: tmem260
Product: transmembrane protein 260
Exons: 16
Coding region: 43-2130 (695 amino acids)
Source: RefSeq, a predicted model, not a curated record
AUAGUGCUGUGUUCACGGAAGUGCUGUGGAUCUCUGGUUUCCAUGGGUUUCCCUGGAAACGGUGGUGGUCCGUGUUCGGGCUUCGGCCCGUUGCUGCUUCUCGGUGGUCUGUCCGCCGUCUAUCUGCGGACAGUACAGCGCACGGUGCCCGGGGGAGACUCUGGAGAGCUGGUGACUGCUGCUUGCGAACUGGGGGUGGCACAUCCUCCUGGAUAUCCAUUGUUCACUGUCUUGGCUAGACUGGCAAUGACCAUUCUUCCAGUAGGCUCCCCUGUUUUCAGAGUCAAUGUUUUAAAUGCUAUAUUGGGAGCAGCUACAGCCCCAUUAAUCUUUGAGACAGCUGGGAGGUUGUCAGAUUCGUACACUGGAGGAAUUCUCGCUGCUGGCCUCUUUGGCUUUUCUCGGUUGGCAUGGCAGUGGUCUGUUGCAGCUGAGGUUUUCACCUUGAACAAUUUUUUUGUUGGUCUUCUCAUGGUCCUGACAGUUCGAUUCAGUACAGCAGCCACAUCACAGGAAAGGUCAAAGCUUUCUCUGUUGGGAGCAUUCAGUUGUGGCUUGAGUCUGUGUAACCAGCAUACCAUUGUUCUCUAUGUGAUGUGCAUCGUGCCCUGGGUGUUGUUUCGACUACAAAGAGAGAAGGAGUUGUCUGUGAGGACCAUGCUGAAGUUAGGCCUGUGUUUUGGAGCUGGUCUGCUGCCGUAUCUUUAUCUGCCCAUUUCAUCUUACCUGAAUCGAGCCCGUUGGAGCUGGGGAGACCAGACCACUUUGCGAGGCUUCACCACUCACCUGCUGCGGGAGGAAUAUGGCACAUUCAAUUUGGCUAAAUCGGACUCUAGUUCUGGACUGCUGCAAGUAGUGAGUUUUCAGAUGGCACAAAUGAAGAACGAACUUUCAACAAUUGGAGCAACCUUGGCACUCACUGCCAUCCCACUGCAGGGCUUUAAAAGGAACUUCCCUCAGCGUUCAGUGUUGUGGCUGUUCACUGUCAUGCUCUGCUCCUAUUCCUUGUUCUUUUCCUGGAGAGCAAACCUGGACAUCAGCAAACCCCUGUUUGUUGGAGUGAUUGAAAGGUUCUGGCUGCAGAGCAAUUUGGUGGUUUGUGUCCUGGCAGGCUGUGGUCUAGCUUCAGUCUCCUCAGUAUUACGGAGAAUAAUGGGUAAUAAUGCACUGUGCUGCUGGGCAGAGUGGCUGUUUGUCAGCAGUCUCAUUGCCUUUCAAAUCCAUCUGAACUACAGGAUAUGUGACCAAAGUAAGAAUGGAAUUGUGGAUAAGUUUGCCAGAAAUCUGUUGGGCAGCCUGCCCCCAAAUGCAAUAAUCCUGGUUCGUGGAGAUCUCCCAGGAAAUUCCCUGCGAUAUCUUCAUUAUUGUGAGGGACAAAGGCCUGACCUUAGCCUAGUGGAUCAGGAGAUGAUGACCUAUAAUUGGUAUUUACCGAAACUAAGCAAGCACCUACCACAUGUCCAUUUCCCGGGGAAUCGCUGGAACCCCAUAAUCCGGAAGGAUUCUGCUGGGAUUGUGACAUUCAACCUGCAUCACCUAUUCAAUGAGAACAGAGACAAGCAGAUCUUUGUGUGUAUAGGACUGCAUGAAGGAGACCCAAGCUGGAAGUACAAUUACUCUCUAUGGCCUUGGGGGGUCUGUGAGAAGCUGGUUCACUCUACCAAUCAUUUCAACCCAGAAUAUUGGAUCCAGCACACUAAGAACUUGUACAACUGGACAGAGGAAUAUGGCAGGUUUGACCCGGCUUCUUGGGAAGCUAUUGCAAAUGAAGAAAUGUGGCAAGCAAGGAUGAAGACUCCUUUCUUCUUAUUUGAGUUAGCUGAAAAUCCACAACAAACAGAGUCAGUCAAGGUGCAGCUCUAUGUGUUUGCCUAUCAAUUAUACAAGGAACUCGUUAUGGCAAAAACACACCCAGUUAAUUGGCACAAAAAUUAUGCCAUAGUGUGUGAGAGGAUGCUGUGGCUCCCUGCACGGACUGCUGCUGGUGUGGACCCAAAAUUUCUCCUGUCAGAAGCUAUCAAUCAUUUUUCACUCUAUGUGGCAAAAGCACCAGAAGACCCUCAGAAAAGUGCCAUUGUUGAGGUUAUCAAACACCUACAAAAGGAACAAGUAAGAGCAGGAACCAAGUAGAAGAUAAGCAGUCAGACUUUGGACUAAUGUUCUCCUAAGUGAUGAAGGAAAUUUGCCCAAUUUUGUUACGCAGCAGAGAAGUAUCCUUCUGAACAUUUGGCAAAUACUCAAAAUUGACAGUUAGACCACUUAAUGAAGCCAGAAAAUCGACAAGUUAUGCAGCUUACUUGGUUAAUGAAUCUAGUCUAGUUAAGUUGCAUUGCAUGUGGCCGAGUGGUACCUGGAUGACUGGCCUCUGGUUCGCAGUUGACUGGUUUGUAGCAAUUUAAUGUACGUCUUAUAUAUCUUGGGAGUACCACUAAGCAGUUGAGAAUUUUACAAACAUGUUCCUUGCAGUAUAGCAAGUUCUGUACAGUCUACACUGGUGAAACGUCAGUAUGAAUUAGAAUUAAUAGUCUGCCAUUUGAUAAAGUAAUGGCUGAUCACCUUCAUCUACUGAACUAACAAAUGUCUCAAAUUCCACCAGUUACCAUAUACUUGAAUGCAUUGCUCCACUGCAUUAGCCGAGCCCUCUGGAUUACUACUGAUCCGGUGGCUUCCCAAUCUGCUGGUGAAUCUAGGUAAUUAUUGAAAAGUUAAAUCCAUGUUUGGUGUGGACUGGUUGGACCAAAGGGUGCGUUUCUGUGCUGUAUCACUCAAUGGGUAGGUCACCUGUGAAAGAAAAAAAACUGCUAGACAAAACCAUGGUAUAGAUGUCUUUUUUUUUAAAUCAGGCCCUGAUGUCCAAACUUCAAUUUUGCAGGGAUUCUGAGGUUAAGGGCACUUUCUCCUUAGAAAUUCCAUUUACAUUCAUGUUUGAAUCAAAAUGGAGGUAGAAUUGAUAAUCCUCCACAAACCCAAACUGAGUAUCAGUACCUCUUGACAGCACUACUGAUUAUCUAUCGAAAAUUAAGUGAAUGUAUGGAAUGUUUAUUGACUAGAUCGAUUUGUUCUUUGUUUUGUGUAUGAGUGCACGAUUCUAUCGUAUCCAGUGAGUACCUCUGAGCCACAAAGCAUGGGUUCCAAUCUCACAUGGUCCAAAGGUGUAAUAUCAUUAAAUAGCUUGAUUAAAAAUAUCUACACAGCCAUGUUCUCAAUUUCAAAUAAAACCUGACUCUGCCCACAUUCAUCUUUUGAAAUGAUCACUUAUUUUAUGAAACCUCCAAGUAUUUAUUUUAGUCUUAUACAAGCAACAAUUGAAUGGAUACCCAUUUUUUCAAAAAAACCUAAAACUAAAAAUCAUGACAUUGAAUCCUGUUUGAGUUUAGAAUCUGAACCAAAUGAGAGAUGAACAGGAUGUGACUAAUGAUUUGCAUCAAACCCUCUGUACUUCAAUAUAUAUGUAUGAUUCACAUAUUCCCAUUUGUAUAGAAAUCUCAGGUCAAUUUUGCACUGACUCUAACAUGAGAAUAAAACAUAUUGUGCCUCCCUUAUUCAGCACACCUGUCUGGUACCCAUUGUAUAUUCCUGUUCAGUUCUGGCCAAUAUAAAAUUGCUGUUUAGGUCACGUAAUCUGUCUGCACAUGCUACAUUUUGCAAUUAUCUAACAAGUUUUAUUUAAUCUGGAAUAAUUCAAAUCAAACUUGUCAGACACUUGGGUAAAAUAAUCUUUUUGCUGUCAACUGGGUAAAGCAUAAAAACUGAAUUGUUUCACAGAAAUAAGACAACUGUCUUUUUACAGGUUCUACUUGGAGGAACAUUUAUUGUUAAAAUGCUUGGCAGCAAUAUAAAUACUGAGAUCAUGAGCAGCAUGUUUCACAGCACAACCGCCAGUGCUUGUCACAAUACACAACCACGUGUGAUCCACUAAAUAGGGGUAGAUGUGUUGUAAUUACAAAACUAUUAAUCCACAGACCAAGCUGGUGUGGAGGACAUAAGCUCACAGCAGGUGGUGAAAUUUGAACUCCUAUAAAAUCUAAUUAUUUUAAAAACCUAAAUGGUUCACUGUCCGUCAGCGACAGAAAUCUGCUGUUACCUGGUCUGAACUGAGAGAGACUCCAGCCCCACAGCCAUGUGGUUGACUCGAUUGCCCUCUCAAAUCAUCCAGCGAGUCAAUUGUUCCAAGGCAACUAGCAUGACUGCAUGUUCCAUUGAAGAUUAAACAAAAUUCUCUGGCCUCCCUCUUGGGCCAGAGUCUGCUGUGUAACAUAAAUACAAUCUGUAUAUUAAACAUUUGGUUUCAGUAUACUCACAUUUACACCCCAGGAUGCAGACAUUAAUGUUUUUGGAAACAUUUACGUAGUACAAGAAUUGGAAAAUAGGAGAUUUGGAUUAUUCCUAGGUUGGAAAGGAUUUACCAUGUGACUUUUUAAGAACUCCAUUCAAAAAGGUCAAAAAGUUUCAUUAAAAAAUGUGAUUGAUUGAAAAGAUUGAUUUUGGCCAAUGAUAGCUGGACAAAAUUAAUAUUGGACAGGUCUCUGUGCUAAUGUUGCUUAGUAACAGCCUAUGAAUUUGGUACCUCAUACAGUAAACUUUCAGUUGAAAAAUGUUCUUUGGAGUUGUACAUAUUCUCUUGAAAAACAGAUGGAAUAAAGCUGGUGGGAGGAAAACGUUUCAGUAAGAUUUUAAAACUCUGAAGGAAAUCAAGUGAUAAGCUCUUUUUCAACAGUAAAUUUGUAAAAGGUUGCAUUUUAAACAGUAGGACUGCCCUAAAAUUUCCCAUCUGAAUGUGUUACAAAGAUUUUCUAUUAUUUUACAAUUGACAGCAACUGAUCUCAUCAACAGGAAGCCAAGUGAGACAAGUCAAUUUGUCAUCGCUGUCGUCUUAGUUUGGACCCUUUGGCCUAGAAUGAUGUUUAUACAAAGUUUUCAAAGACCAUUACACUCUAGAACAGUAUAAUUUGUGUGUUAAGAUGAGGAGGGAUAAGGUCUGCACAGUAUCUUUGUUACUGACUUUUUUGUUUCGCUUUGCCACUUUUUAAAAUGAUGUUCUCAAUAAACAAGUCAUU